Molecule: messenger RNA, 3643 nt
Organism: Ictalurus furcatus (blue catfish)
Lineage: Eukaryota; Metazoa; Chordata; Actinopteri; Siluriformes; Ictaluridae
Product: nitric oxide synthase, inducible-like
Exons: 26
Coding region: 360-3599 (1079 amino acids)
Biological process (GO): nitric oxide biosynthetic process
Molecular function (GO): flavin adenine dinucleotide binding; heme binding; calmodulin binding
Source: RefSeq, a predicted model, not a curated record
AAUUUAUAGUGCUCCAUUGUUAUGUAAAGGUAUAUAACUGCAACAUUAUUACAUAUAUAUAUAUAAAUAGAACACAAACAUAUUUCCCCACAAGGAAACAUAAAUUAUCAGAGUGUUGAAACGAUACACUGAUAUCUGGAUGACUACUAAAUGGCCCUGCCCACUGAACUGCCCAAAAACCUGAAGAAAGUAUAGCCUAUAAAAAGAAAUGGAUGUUCACUUGUUGUGACUCAGGUCUGCACUUACCACAACUUGCACUACAACUACAACUACUAGAACCUGAAGAAGACCAGCUGCCACAUAGAUAUAAAGAAUCAUCAUCACAGUGACAGUGCUGAGCACUUUAUAUUUGAAUAAACAUGGGAAAGAUCAUUCACGAUAAAAUGAAGGAGCUCCCCGUGACCCAGACAAAGGUUAAGGAAAACAGAGUCAGCAGAUGUCCGAUGUCAGCACAAAUGAUGAAAAACUUUCAAAAUGGUUCAAGCCACCAGGACACACUUUAUCACCGAGCUGUCAAGAGUCAGAUCUGCAAGCCAAAAAUGUGUGAGGGAUCCAUAAUGAACCCAAAGACUUUAAUGCGUUCUUCUGCCAUUUCCCCACCUUCCACCAAUGAACUCCUCACGCAAGCCAUCGAUUUCAUCAACCAGUACUACAAAUCCUUCAAAACCUUGAAAAUUGAUGAGCAUCUGGCCCGUGUUAAUGAGGUGGCCAAUGAGAUUGAUGCCACUGGAAGUUAUCAGCUCACCCCACAGGAGCUCGCAUUUGGAGCCAAACAGGCUUGGAGGAACGCACCCAGGUGCAUCGGCAGGAUUCAGUGGUCCAAUUUACAGGUGUUUGAUGCACGCAAAUGCAGGACGUCUAAGGAAAUGUUCCAGUUCAUGUGUUCUCAUAUCAAGUUUGCCACAAACGGAGGCAAUUUAAGGUCAGCCAUCACUGUGUUCCCUCAAAGAACCGAUGGCCAGCAUGAUUUCCGGGUUUGGAACAGUCAACUCAUUAGAUAUGCUGGCUAUCAGAUGGAGGACGGCCGAAUUAUAGGGGACCCUUCUAAUGUGGAGUUCACUGAGAUUUGUGUCCAACUUGGAUGGACACCAAAGUACGGGUCCUUUGAUGUGCUGCCACUGAUCUUGCAGGCAAAUGGGGAAGAUCCUGAACUAUUUGAAAUUCCCCCGGAGUUGGUACUGGAGGUUGAAAUGGAGCACCCACAGCAUAAGUGGUUCAAAGAUCUGAACCUCAGAUGGUACGCACUGCCUGCAGUGUCCAAUAUGUUGCUGGAGAUUGGUGGACUUGAGUUCACAGCAUGUCCUUUCAAUGGUUGGUACAUGGGCACUGAGAUUGGUGUGAGGGACUUCUGUGAUACUCAGCGCUACAACAUUCUUGAGAAAGUUGGACGUUGUAUGGGGUUGGAUACACACAACCUGUCAUCACUGUGGAAGGAUGAGGCUCUGGUUGCCAUCAAUGUUGCAGUGAUUCACAGUUUUCAGAAAAAUAAGGUGACCAUCACGGACCACCACUCUGCCGCUGAGUCCUUCAUGAAGCACAUGGAGACUGAAUUGCGCCUGCGUGGUGGCUGUCCUGCUGACUGGGUCUGGCUGGUGCCUCCCAUGUCUGGCUCUCUGACCCCUGUGUUCCACCAGGAGAUGAUCAGCUACAUCCUGUCUCCCUUCUAUUACUACCAGCCUGAUCCCUGGUCAACAUAUGUCUGGAAAGACCAAACAAAAGGACUAAAGAAACGAAAACGAAUCAGCUUCAAUGCACUUGCAAAGGCGAUGGUCUUCUCUCAAAUACUCAUGCAGUCUGCCUUGAAAAAGAGAGUGCCUUGCACCAUCCUCUAUGCUACUGAAACAGGAAAAUCUCAGACCUUUGCUAUAAAGCUCAAGUCAAUGCUCAGCUGUGCUUUCAAUCCCAGGCUACUUUGCAUGGAGGACUACAAUUGUCAGGACCUCAAGAAAGAGCGUCUUAUGAUGGUGGUCACCAGCACAUUUGGCAAUGGAGACCCUCCAGGAAAUGGAGAGAGUUUUCAGAAGCAGCUCAUGAACUUGAAUAAGCUGCAAAACAAUAUGAGGUAUGGUGUUUUUGGCCUUGGCUCUCGCAUGUACCCACAGUUUUGUGCUUUUGCCCAUGCCGUGGAUGAUAAGCUCGCAGAGUUGGGAGGCAAACGUGUUGCACCCAUAGGAGAGGGAGAUGAGAUCAAUGGGCAGGAAGAGGCUUUCUCUGCCUGGGCUUGCAACGUGUUUAAGGCUGCAUGUGAGGAAUUCGGUGUUAAGGGCCAACUGUCAGGGUCUGAACGCCUAACAGAGACCUGGGAUGCUCUGAGACACCGAGUGCAACCUGACAGCAGCACCCUAGACUGCAUCUCAGCCCUGUCAGCACUCCACUCUAAAACUGUGUUUCCCAUGAAGCUGAAGAAGAGAAAGAAUCUCCAGAGCAAAGAGUCAAGCCGCUCUACUUUACUCGUGGAGCUGGAGGUGGAUUGUGGGAGAGAGGUCUUGAAUUAUGCUGCAGGUGACCAUGUAGGAGUUUUCCCAGGGAAUUCACAUGAGCUAGUGAUGGGCAUUCUGAAGCACCUUCCCAAUGCUCCUCCCACCAAUCAGAGUGUCCGACUGGAAUACCUGCCUGAAUCUGGCCCUGGAAGUGAAGGAUGGCAGACAGAUUCUCGUAUCCCAGCUUGCUCUCUAACCCAGGCUCUUACAUUCCUCCUGGACAUCACCACACCACCUUCUCAAAGCUUCCUACGCAAGCUCUCACAAUUGACCAAGAAGGAAGAUGACCAACAGCGCCUGUUAGAACUGGCAUCGAACUUCAAGUGUUACUCAGAAUGGAAAGCAUUCCGUAAGCCCAACGUCUUGGAGAUUCUGGAGGAGUUUCCUUCCCUGGAGCUCUCUGCAGAAUUCCUCCUCAGUCAGCUACCCCUGCUGAAGCCCCGCCUCUACUCUGUCAGCUCCUCCCCUGGUCUCUACCCUCACGAGCUUCACCUCACAGUGUCUGUGGUCAACUACCGCACCCAAGAUGGAAAGGGUCCGCUACAUCAUGGUGUCUGCAGUACAUGGCUCAACACCCUUAAAGAAGGACAGACAGUUCCCUGCUUUAUUCAUGUAUCCGGUGGAUUCCAUCUUCCACCAGAUCCCACCACGCCGACUCUCUUAAUCGGAGCAGGAAGUGGCAUUGCUCCCUUCCGCAGCUUCUGGCAGCAACGCUUCCACGACAUGAAAAAGACAGAUUUGAAAAAGAGUCCUAUGAUGCUGGUGUUUGGAUGUCGUGGUGCAGACACGGAUCAUCUUUAUAAAGAGGAAACGUUUAAUAUGAGAGAAAAUGGCACGUUGAAGAGCAUCACUCCAGCGUACUCUCGCCAGGCUGGUUGCCCCAAGGUGUACGUUCAGGAUGUCCUGAAGAAGCAGCUUAGUGAAGAGGUUUGGGAGGUCUUGAACCAGAGGUCUGGACAUGUGUAUGUGUGUGGGAGCAUGAACAUGGCCCGGGAUGUCGCACACGCUAUACAGGAAAUCCUGGUUGGCCGUCUGGGUAUAACACUCACGCAGGCUGGAGAAUAUCUGGGCCAACUAAAAGUUGAAAAGAGGUACCAUGAGGACAUCUUUGGAGCAUAAUUCUGGAACAAGGACCUCAGGAAGAUAAAAAAAAAAAAAAAAAA